Molecule: messenger RNA, 2056 nt
Organism: Clarias gariepinus (North African catfish)
Lineage: Eukaryota; Metazoa; Chordata; Actinopteri; Siluriformes; Clariidae
Product: butyrophilin subfamily 2 member A1-like
Exons: 9
Coding region: 1-1458 (485 amino acids)
Molecular function (GO): protein binding
Source: RefSeq, a predicted model, not a curated record
AUGGUCGGGUUACUGUUCGGAGGGUGUAAGUGUGACUCUCGACCACUGAGAUGGGUUUUACUGUUUCUAUCUCUCAGCCAUCAGGCUUCUUCUGAAUAUUUUUCACUGAAGGUUGAGUCUCCAGUCUCAGGGCUCCUCGGUUCCUCUGUGUCUCUGCACUGUGCUGUCACCAACAAUAUGGAUGUUCGACCCAUGGAAGUGCGCUGGUACCGUCCCAAUAUGUAUGACACCCCGGCUCUGUUCUACAAGGACGCACAGAUCCAGAAGAGUCCUGUAGAUGUUCAGUACCAGGGCAGAGUGUUCCUGUUAGGAGAUCUGGAGAAAGGAGACGUCUCUGUGAAACUGGAGAACCUGACACUAGCAGAUAGAGGAGACUAUGUGUGUUAUGUUAGUAGUGAUACCUGGUAUGAUGAGGCCAUAGUGUCCCUCAGACUGAGAGUGGUGGGAUCCACUCCUGUUCUCUCCAUACAUGAAGCAGGAGGAGGGAAGGUGAAUGUUAGCUGUCAGUCACAUGGUUGGGUUCCUGAGCCGUCAAUCACCUGGACAGAUAAAGAUGGGAGAGAUCUGAAACAUCUCAGUAACGACAAGUUCACCAACAACUCUGUAGGGACUGUAGAUGUGAGCUCGUGGCUGAUUGUGUCUCCCUCUGAGUCUGAGUGGAUCUCCUGCUCUGUGGGUUUGUCUGAUCAGGAGAGAAAAGAAGACAGAAUAAUGUUACACGUCCCUGCACGUGACACAGAGUCGUUGACUGGAUACAUCAUCAUCAUCAUUCCCGUUCUUCUGGUGCUGUGUGUCGUCGGAAUUGCAGUGUAUUGUGUGAUACGUAAAAAAGAGACUGGACCUGCUGACUCCACCUCAGGUAACAGACCCACUCUCACCACGUCAGAGAUCAGUUACAAUUUAGACCAAGUGAAACAAUACAAAGUGAACAUCAGCAUCGACCCAGAGGAAACUCCAGAGUCUCUAAUAUACGAGGGAAAGGAAGUGAAGAGACGUCCUAACUACAGACACAAGGACAGUACCAAGGGUGAUAAUGUUAAAUACUUCACUCUGUGUAAAGAGAGGUUUCAGGCUGGUAAACAUUACUGGGAGGUGAAAGUGAGAGAGUCACAGAAAACAGUAAAACUCUCCUGGUUUGUUGGUGUAGCGAGUGAUGAAGCUGAGAAAGAGUACAACGUCCGAUUUACACGACAGGAUGGGUUCUGGGUUCUCUGUUAUGAAAGAGGAGAUAAAGGAGUUUAUAUCAGAGAUCAAACAGGAGUGAUUUCACUCCCAGGCGUUAAUAAAGAGCUGACAGCAGUGGGAGUGUUUUUAGACUGUGAUACACACACACUGUCAUUUUAUAAUAUUAAUACACACUCACACAUCUACACUUUCACUAAUGUGGACGUCAGAACAUCACUGCGUCCUCUGAUCAGCCCUGGAGUCAGAGACCGUCAUCCUGUAUGGAUUAUUUAGGAGAAUAAAGACAUCUGUAAUAUGAUGUGAGUUUAUAAUGUAUUUAUAUAAAGUGUGUAUACAUCCUGUACAUAACACACUCCUAAUUAAAACCAGAGCUUAAAACCAGACAGGAAAAAGGAGAGAUUUGGACUUUAAGUGAGGGACAUGAUGUCCACACCGAGUGUCUCACUAUUACUGCUAAACUGCAGCUGGACUUCUGAUGGCUGGGACUCUUAUACUGCAUAAAAAAUCACUGCAGGUGUAUUCAGGGUUUUUGCAGUAAUCAAGCGCUCGGAGCAGAAUUGGCUACAAUGUGACCAUUCAAAGAUUUGACACGUGCAGUUUAUUACUAUUCAACUGUGCAUAAUUAUACAAAUAUAGAAGUGUGUUUAAUUAGAACCAUGAAAUUCUGUUACAAUGCAAUACACAGAACAGAGAACAUCUCACUUUUAUCAUUUACUUUAGGAGAACUGGAGAAAAAUAGAACAUUUAUUUACCCUUGUGUGAUGUUCGGGUCACAUUUUCAUUUUAUUAACCAUAAAAUUAUACAAUGAUAUUGUAUAAUUUUACACACACACACAUUUAUAUUACAUAGAGGAUGUUCAGGUCCACUGGA